Molecule: messenger RNA, 2358 nt
Organism: Miniopterus natalensis
Lineage: Eukaryota; Metazoa; Chordata; Mammalia; Chiroptera; Miniopteridae
Source: RefSeq, a predicted model, not a curated record
GCGAGAACCGGACCUGUGCAGAGCCGGGACGCCGAGCAUCCUGGAGCCCCGCUUCAACAUAGUUUACCCUGACAUCCAACCUGGCCCAGCUGACCCAGGAUCCUGCACACCAACCAGAGCUGACCCUGAGCAGCAGGCUAGCUGAGCUGACCCUGUUCUGCAUGCCAUCAGAGAUGACCCUCAUUCCUGGCUUGACUGAGCUGACCUUGGAUCCCACACACCAGCCAGAGGAGACCCCAGCCCCCAGCCGGGCUGAGCUGACUCUCGAGCCUGUGCACUGCCGACCGGAGCUCCUGGACGCCUGUGCUGACCUCAUCAACGAGCAGUGGCCCCGCAGCCGCGCCUCCCGCCUGCAUUCACUGGGCCAGUCCUCAGACAAUUUCCCCCUCUGCCUGAUGCUGCUGAGCCCCCACCCCACACCCGGGAAAGCCCCCAUUGUGGUGGGACAUGCCCGCCUGUCACGAGUGCUAGACCGGCCCCAGAGCCUCCUAGUAGAGACAGUGGUGGUGGCCCGGGCCCUUAGGGGCCGUGGCUUUGGCCGCUGCCUCAUGGAGGGCCUCGAGGUCUUUGCUCAGGCCCGGGGCUUCCGCCGGCUGCACCUCACCACUCAUGACCAGCUGCCCUUCUAUGCCCACCUGGGCUACCAGCUGGGUUUCCAUUCCUGGGGCAUGACCAUGCAGCUAGGAGAGGCCCUGGUGCUGGGGGUGGCCCUGUGUCUGGGGUGUGGCCAGCCCCUCCAGGGGGCCCCUGAACGCCCCUUCUCCGUGCUGUGGAACAUACCCUCAGCACGCUGCAGGGGCCGCUUUGGUGUGCACCUGCCACUAGAGGCCCUGAGCAUCACAGCCAACCGUGGACAGCAUUUCCAUGGGCAGAACAUCACCAUCUUCUACAAGAACCAGCUCGGCCUCUAUCCCUACUUUGGGCCCAGGGGCACAGCUCACAAUGGGGGCAUCCCCCAGGCUGUGCUCCUUGACCGCCACCUGGAACGGGCUGCCUAUCAGAUCCAUCGCAGCCUGAUACCCGGCUUUACUGGCCUGGCAGUGCUGGACUGGGAGGAAUGGUGUCCGCUCUGGGCUGGGAACUGGGGCUACCGCCGAGCCUAUCGGGCAGCCUCAUGGGCUUGGGCACAGCAGGUAUUCCCCCACCUGGACCCCCAGGAGCAGCUCCGUAAGGCCCACACUGGCUUUGAACAAGCGGCCAGAGCACUGAUGGAGGGCACACUGCGGCUGGGCCAAGCACUGCAGCCCCGUGGGCUCUGGGGCUUCUAUCACUUCCCAGCCUGUGGCAAUGGCUGGCACGGUAUAGCUUCCAAUUACACAGGCCACUGCCGUGCAGCCACCCUUGCCCGCAACAACCAACUGCAUUGGCUCUGGGCUGCUUCCAGCGCCCUCUUCCCUAGCAUCUACCUGCCACCCCGGCUGCCGCCUGCUCACUACCAGGCGUUUGUUCGAUACCGCCUGGAGGAGGCCUUCCGUGUGGCCCGUGCUGGGCACCCACAUCCCCUGCCUGUCCUGGCUUAUGCCCGCCUCACACACAAGAGCUCUGGGAGGUUCCUGUCCCAGGAUGACCUUGUGCAGACCAUUGGUGUGAGCGCAGCACUGGGGGCAGCCGGCGUGGUGCUCUGGGGGGACCUGAGCAUCUCCAGCUCUGAGGAGAGGUGCUGGCAUCUCUAUGACUACCUGGUGGACACCCUGGGCCCCUAUGUAAUUAACGUGACCAGGGCGGCCAUAGCCUGCAGUAACCAGUGGUGUCAUGGCCAUGGGCGCUGUGCCCGGCGACACCCAGGACAACUGGAAGCCUUUCUACACCUGCAGCCAGAUGGCAGCCCUGGAGCUUGGGAGUCCUUCCGCUGCCGCUGUUACCGGGGCUGGAUGGGCCCCACCUGUCAGGAGCCCAGGCCUAAGCCUGGACCUGAAGAAACAGCAUAAAGCCAGCAAUCACCUGCCGUGACCCUCUUGUCCUUGCUGCCAUUUCCUAGUCCUUGAGGAUUCUGUCCCACUCUUGCUCUACUUAGCUUAGCCAGUCCUCCUACACACACACCUCACUUCCCAUGGGAUCCCUGGGGAGUGGAAGGGGCCAGAAGAAAACAUUUACACUAUUUUAAAACAGGUGGCCCUCUGAGAUCACCUGACCCCUCCUAAAAAGGAAGCAGUCCCAGGGAGAGAGAGACAAGGUUCCAGAUGGUUAGGGUUGCCAGCCCAGGGCCCUGUUCCUACACAUCACUGGGUACAUCGAGACAUCGCAGGAAGGAGACCGACCCAAGGGCAGCUGGGCCUCAAGAUCUUGACUAAGGUCUGUCCUUGCUAAACUGUUGUCUGUACUUUGCUUUCAUCAUGAAGUCACUUUAUCUUUCACUGC